This is a messenger RNA of Apaloderma vittatum (bar-tailed trogon), 1584 nucleotides long. RefSeq names its product Hermansky-Pudlak syndrome 1 (gene HPS1). Gene Ontology annotation, biological process: vesicle-mediated transport; melanosome assembly. The transcript is spliced from 14 exons. Gene Ontology annotation, molecular function: guanyl-nucleotide exchange factor activity. The record is from RefSeq and is a predicted model, not a curated record. The annotation marks the transcript as partial. NCBI's taxonomy places the organism in Eukaryota, Metazoa, Chordata, Aves, Trogoniformes, Trogonidae. Gene Ontology annotation, cellular component: BLOC-3 complex.
GUGGAGCGGCUGAUCCACCCUCAGCUGUGUGAGCAGUGCAUCGAGUUCCUGGAGCGCGAAGUGGUGCAGCACAUCAACGCCAGCCCUGAGCGUGGUGGGGACGAAGUGGGCCAUGCCUUUCUCCUGGUGCACACCAAACUGCUGGCCUUCUACUCCAGCCGCAACGCCAGCUCCAUCCGCCCUGCUGACCUGCUCAUCCUCAUCCUCCUGGUGCAGGACCUCUAUCCAAGCCAGAGUGCCGAAGAGGAGCUUGGCCCUCAGGAACCCAAGAGAAGUGAGAGCAUCCCUGUGAGCAGCCCUGGCUCCCAUGAUGCUGUGGAGAAGGAUUUGGAUGACCAAGACACAGACGAUACCUCUGUGCCUGAGGUUUACUACACACCUGAGCCCUCGCCAGGCAGGCACAGCUCGGGCAGCGAGAGCUGGUUGGAAGACGCUGAGAUGCUGAGCACCGGGGAGGCAGACACUGCAGACGUCCAGAUGGCAGAGGACUUACUCCAGACCUUGGGGCCUCUUGUCCCUGAAGCUUCAAACCCCAGAAGGAUUUUCCUGGAUGCCAACCUGCGAGAAGGGUACUGUCCCUUGCUGCCUCACACCAUGCACUGCAUUCCGCUUUGGCCAGGCAUCUCCCUUGUCCUCCUGACCAAGGGCCCCACAACCCAGGUGGCUGUCACCUUGUACCAGCUUCUGGAUGGUUUCUUGGUGCUGGAGAAGAAGCUGGAAGAGGGACCGGAGGUGGGAGUCCCACGCUCCUAUCCCUUCCUGACUGAGCUGCGGCAGCGCAUGGACAAGUUUGUGAAGAAGCUGAGCGGGCAGGAUAUCCAGUUGCAGAACACCUGGACAGACUUUAAGAACAAGAUAUUUUCACGGAGUGAGCCUGGGAGCUCUCCGGAACUGCUGCAGGCAGUGGCCAAUGUGAAGCGACAGCUCUGCUCUGUUUCCCGCCAGCUCUUCCUGUCUUCCACCGGCCACAGCCUGUCCCAGGGGCUACAGGACCGUGCCCAGAAGCUGAUGAGGGAGAAGCUGCUGGACUGGCGGGACUUUCUGCUGGUGAAGAGCAGGCGCAAUAUCACCAUGGUGUCAUACCUGGAGGACUUUCCUGGCCUGGUGCACUUCAUCUAUGUGGACCGCACAGCUGGGCAGAUGAUGGCACCAUCGCUCAGCGUGACAGAGAAGUCCAGCUCAGAGCUGGGCAAGGGCCCCCUGGCCACCUUCAUCAAGAGAAAGGUCUGGUCCCUGAUUGCAUUGGCCCGGAGAUACCUACAGAAGGGCUACACCACGCUCAUGCUGCAGGAUGGUGACUACUGCUGCUCCUACUUCCUCUGGUUUGAGAACGAGCUGGGCUACAAGCUGGAGGUGAUGGAGGUGCCGGUUCUUUCUGAUGAUUCUGCUCCCAUGGGGAUGCUGGCAGGAGAUUACUAUAGGAAGCUGCUGCGUUAUUACAGCAAGAACCAUCAGGCGGAAGUGGUGAAGUGCUACGAGCUGCUGACCUUGCACCUGGGCAUCAUCCCCUCUGAGCUCGUGGUCCAGCAGGCCUGCGACUUGGCCCGGCGACUCUGGGAACCCUCACGCAUCCCUCUGCUCUGA